This is a messenger RNA of Triplophysa rosa, 3942 nucleotides long. It is a transcript of the gene qsox2, whose product is annotated as quiescin Q6 sulfhydryl oxidase 2. Bases 130 to 2103 code for a protein of 657 amino acids. The transcript is spliced from 12 exons. Gene Ontology annotation, cellular component: Golgi membrane. Gene Ontology annotation, molecular function: protein disulfide isomerase activity; flavin-dependent sulfhydryl oxidase activity. Gene Ontology annotation, biological process: protein folding. NCBI's taxonomy places the organism in Eukaryota, Metazoa, Chordata, Actinopteri, Cypriniformes, Nemacheilidae. The record is from RefSeq and is a predicted model, not a curated record.
UGAUAGUUCAGUAAUGAAGAUACACGUCCUCACUAAACGUAGUCAUCGAUACGAGCGAGCAGAAUUAUCUGGCUGGAUGUUGAGCUCAUUUACCUAUCUGGUCUCAGAUUGCGUGGCGUUUCUUUCCCAAUGGCUGUAGUUUUCUUCGUGAAGAUCAGUAUUUUGAUGGCGCUGCUGUUCGGUUGGGGUCAGUCCACUCGAUUAUACACAGAGGAGGAUCCAGUUGUUAUUCUGACCAGCGAUACUCUGAAGCAGUCCCUACAGAACUCGUCAACCGCCUGGCUGGUUCAGUUCUACUCGUCCUGGUGUGGACACUGUAUCCAGUACUCACCUACAUGGAAAGCAUUGGCAGGCGAUGUAAAAGACUGGUCGCAGGCAAUCCUGAUUGGGGUUGUGGACUGUGCUCAUGAGAAGAACUUCGACAUAUGCAAGGAGUUUGGAAUCCACUUCUACCCCACCUUCAGGUAUUUCAAGGCACAUGACACCACAAAUGACUUUGGGAAGACAUAUCGAGGGGCCGACAGAGAGCUGCAGACCGUACGGCAUCUGAUGGUGAACAUCCUCCAAAACCACACCAGACCAAACUGGCCUGCGAACUGGCCUCCUCUGGACCCUGUCAGGAGCGAGGACAUUCUAUCCUUAAUAGGGAAGAAAACAGAGCACUACACUGCUGUUAUAGUGGAGGAGGAAGUCUCCUACAUAGGGAGAGAGGUCAUUUUGGACCUGAUGCCGUAUGAGGGUUUGACAGUGAAGCGGGCUGUCAACUCAGACAAGCUUCUAAUGGAAAAACUAGGAAUCACUUCGGUUCCCACAGCGCACCUCUUCCACCCCAACGGCACGCACACAGUCAUGCACGUUCAGAAGAGGCUGCGCUUUUUCUUCUCCUCAUUUUUGAAGCUCCUCCCUGGAGUGCACCGAAAACAGUCCACAUCAUCCCCACAGCAUCUUAAACCUGGGAGUAAAGAACAGGGAGCCCAGGUGGAGUGGAAAGACUUCACGAAGUCUGAAGUAUAUAUGGCUGAUCUGGAGUCAGGCUUACAUUACCUAUUGAGAGUCGAACUGGCCACUCACAAGACCCUAGAAGGAGAGGAACUAAAGAUCUUCAAGGACUUUGUAACGGUUGUCGCCAAGCUUUUUCCAGGUCGCCAGUCUGUGGUGAAACUUCUUGAGACGUUGCUGGAGUGGCUAGUGAGUUUACCUUUGGAGAAGAUUCCUUACGAUGCCAUCUUGGACCUUGUUAACAACAAGAUGAGGAUCUCUGGGCUUUACCUGAGUGAUCGUGUGCAGUGGGUGGGAUGCCAGGGCAGCAGUGUGGCACUGAGAGGAUAUCCCUGCUCCCUCUGGACCCUCUUUCACGUUCUGACCGUCCAGGCAUCCAGCCGACCUGAUGCUCUCGCCAACACUGGGUUGGAAGAGGAUCCUCUGGCAGUGCUUCAGACUAUGAGACGUUACAUUGGGACGUUCUUCGGUUGCCAGGAGUGUGGUAAACACUUUGAAGAGAUGGCACUCGAGUCACUGAACCAGGUUAAAUCUGUGGAUGAGGCGGUACUGUGGCUCUGGAGAAAACACAACCAGGUGAACGCAAGACUGGCAGGCUCAAUGAGCGAGGACCCCAUGUUUCCCAAAACUCUGUGGCCAACUCCUGAUCUCUGCCCCUCAUGCCACGAGGAACAGGACGGCCUGCAUGUCUGGAAUGAGCAGAUGGUGCUUGCUUUCCUCAAGCAGCACUAUGGUGCUUCAAACAUCUCUCCAAAAUACACCAGCAGCAGCCAACCAGAGCCAGGCCCUCCAGCUCUCGAGCAUCCCGAUGCCCCCGUAACUCAACCCCACGGCAAAAUACACCUCAACCAGAACGUCAAGCCGUCUCCUGAGAACCAUCCUAAACAUCUGAAGAGGACUCACAUCGCGGGGGAUCAAGAAACGGCCGUCCAGAGAGAACCCAGGCCGGGAAUGACAAUCCUGGGUCUGGGCUUCUCCAGCGUGGACAUGAGUCUCUGCGUGCUGCUCUACGCCCUCUCCUGCGUCUUCCUCAUGGUCAUGUUCUUCUUCUUCCGCGUUCGCUCGAAAAGGUGGAAGUCCAGGAACUAUCGGCCCUACGUUUAGCAAGCGUUCAGAACAAUUCCGGAUAAGGUUGAUGUCAUGUAUUGAAGCCUCUGCCAAGUUUCGAAGAAGACUUUAAUUUAUUUAUUUACUUUUAUUGGUUUAGCCGUUGUUUUUCGUGAAGUAUUUUGUAAGGAAGAACUCAAGACGCUCAGUUUGUUUAUCAGACCUAGAUGUGUGACUAAGAACCUGUUUCCGGUAUUUCUCAACCCUCAACAAACAGGAAAUGAUCUAUCAUGAUAAACAAUUUUAUAAUUCUAAAAUAAAGAGUCUCAGCAUAGGUCAAAAACGAUAUUUUUAUGGACUAUUAUACAUUAUUUAUAGAUUUUUAUUGAAGUGAAAAAAAUAAACUUAUCCUAAAUUUCUCAUUUUCAGGGUUUAUAUUGAUCUUUAAAAGUCACUUGUUCCCAUUUUCUAUUUGGCUUUGAAAAAAUGUCAGGAAGAUGAUUUCUUCUAUCGCUCAAGGUCAGGAGCUCGGAGAACUGCCGACACACACACUGCCUUGUCAAUGACCGGAAAACUCUUAACUUUUAGUUUUGUUACUCGUAUGGUUCAUUUAAAUGUGUUGGCUGCUCAUGUUGUGUUCUUUACUUCACUUCAGAAACAGGCUUUGAAGAUAUCUUUGGUCUAAUGUUGUCAAUUUUUGUUAAAGGGAUAAUUCACCAAGAAAUGAACAUUCUAAAUCAUUUACUCGCCCUCAUGUCAUUCCAAACCUGAAUAGCUUUCGUCUGUGGAAAAGAAGAUAUUUUGAGAAAUGUCUCGGUGGUUUUGUGACCGUACAAUGGAUGUCAAUGGGGUCCAAUGUUGUUUGGUUACCGUCAUUGUUCCAAUUAUCUUAUUUACUUUCGAAUUUUCAUUUUAGGGUGAACUAUCGCAUUCUGGUUCAUAUGUGGUUUUAUCUCUGCAAAAAGACAUACUUUGUUCGAGAUAAAAGACAAAAAGCUUCGCCUGAUUUCUAAAACAUUUGUGAAAUAAAUUAACAGUUUGUUAAUCAGCUAUACUGAAUACACUAUAUUUUUAUGAUUUUUAAUUAAGUUAUUAUAAUCUCAGAUUUUUUGUAGAUUGAAAAUUUUAGACUUAGACUAAACUGGAAUUUUUACAUUUUGUCCAAGUCAUUGUAAAGCGCUCCUAGUAGAUAGCAUACACUAUAUCUUGAACUCGGACUGUGCAAUUAAUCACAAUAAAUCUUCAAUUUUGGGUUCCAACAAUUACAAAAAAUAACCAAGGUGAUAUGUUUAUUUUGCAGCAUUCCAUUUUGCAAGAAUCUACAGUGGUGCAACUGUUUUUUUUGUUUCAAGUCAGUUUGUAAUCGUGAUCUCAAUAUUGGCCAAAAUAAUUGCGAUUAUGAUUUCUGUCAAGCUGCCCCAUCUCAAACAUCAUAAAAAACAUUUUCAUGUUAAAUCCUGAUUCCAGACCGUAACCUUGCCAUCAGAAGAUACUUGCACACCGCUAAGACAGUAUUUAAUUUUUAUUUUAUUUAAAAUCAUUUUGAAUAGCUUUAUUGACAUUUAGCUUGUUGAUUGAUUUGAAGUCAUGUGUUGAGCUUGUGAUAUUUGUUUAAUUGUCUAUCAGAGCUCUGCUAAUGUUGACCUGAGGCUAAAUAUUUAUGAAGUACAGCUUGUGAUGUUGUGCACAUGACGGUGGCCUUCAACGCUGCUCCAAACGGCCGUGAAUUCAUUUCGUGUUCUCGGUGCUUUAAGAGUUCUAUUUUUAUGUAAAGACCUAUUUUUGGGGGACAGUUGUUCUGUAUAUAUGUUAUGGGUCCUCCCAGGGGAGUUGUUGCAUUUUGUAAAAAGAGCACUGUAACUUGUCUUUCAAAUAAAAAUGUUUAAUUCCCAUCAU